UGGCUGUGGCGUUUGGAGUCAGGAAAAAACACUUCGCAACUUUUUGUAGGCUACCACAACUAGAACAAAACAUUUUCUUUUACAUUUGAAAUUACAAUACGCUGGAAUUGACGCUGCUUUUGUAAGAAGGUUGAGCUACUUCCUUGUUGGCCAACAGCGGCAGCAGUAGUAGUUGCAGGCUGGGAACAUCUCCUCACCUCACAAAGAAAGUUUGCUUGCUAGGCUGCUAACUUCGCCACAGAAGACGACAAGAAAAGUGGAAACCUCAUGACGAGACAAAAAUAACAUCUCAACAUCCACGACGGCUUCUACCCACUCGUGGAAAUAGUGCCCCCCCUCCCUCUAUCACCUUCCUGCACCACCAUCAUCCAUAGCCGGUCCAACACAGACCCUGCAGGCAUGUCAGGCCGGAGUGGAGCUGUUGUGGGCCCGCAGCCCCUCAAGGCGACCAUCCCCUAUCAGCUGGCCAGCAAGCACCGAGCCAAAGGCAGGGCUGGGAAGUCAGCCGGGAAGAGCAAACCGCAGCAGCUGAGCCCCGGCAUGAGGAGAACCAUGUCUCUGGACGCCAUCAUCGGGCCCUACCUGCAGGGCCACUGGCCUAAAGAACGAGAAGGCGACUUGUGUCGCAAGGACAAAUCCACUCAGACCCCAAACUCCUGGUCAGACAAAACACAGAGCAGGAGGGAUGGCAACGAUGUCAACGGCAGCACCACCACCACCACCACCAGCAGCACCACCAACCACCACAAACGCUCAGCAUCAUGGGGCAGUGCUGAGCAGCUCCAGGAAAUCGCCAAACUAAAACCGCUGCCGCAGCGCGGCAAGCCUGCCAUCUCGGGGGGACACGACAAAGACCGCCAGCGUGGCUUCGCUCUGGGGACAUGUAGCCUAGGAACCACUCAGACUCAGCCCAUUCCCAUCCCAUUGACUCCCCUGUCUACGCUGGUCCCUCGCCUGCGCCGCAGCGUGGAAGGCCUCAACCAGGAGCUGGAGGGCAUGUUUGUCUGUCAGCCGGCACAUCAGCAGCACCAGUUUCUGGAGGUUCCAGAUGGACACCGUGCUCCUGUACCACCUCAGAGCUGCAGCAGCGGAUCUCAGAGCGACCCGGCCUCCGUGACGCCUCAUUCACUGUCUUCCGCUUCAUCCUCACCAUGCUCCACAUCUGAAGACGCUCCUGUGGACGUGCAUCAAGGCUUGGGUCUCCUGUCUCCGGUUCCAUGCCUGAGUGAGGCCGACCUCUCGCUGCCUCUGCUUAUCUCCUCCUCGCCUGGACCCAACAAGAGCUGCUGCUUCCAGAGAGAGCCUCCUGAGGGCUGUGAAAAAAUCAGAGUCUGGGAGGAGACCAGUACCUCCAACCUGCCCAAGCCAGUGGUGGUUGUCUCCUCCUGCCCAGACCCCAACAAGGUAAACUUUACCCCCCAUGGGGGCUCCGCCUUCUGCCCCGUCAGCCUCCUUAACCCCCUCCUCCCCUCCAUGGACCUGCUGUUCUGUAGCCUGGCCGUGUCCAGCCACGGGGGAUCACAUGCCUGCAACACGGUCGAUCCUCUUACCACCGCCACUUCUGGUGAAGGAUGUCCACACAAUGAUUCCUUCUAAUACUUAACUCUGUGGGGUUUGUUAGUGUUGCUUUAAUUUAGGACAGCUGCUUCCAUCUAAAAUGUUUAUGAAAAAAAAUCAUAAUGAAAGUAAACAAUCCAAAGUUGUGUUUUUAUGUUGUGUGAGCCAAAGAUUUACUUAAGACAAAGUGUGGCAAAUGGGAUGCAGACAACUUUUUUUUUUUUUAUUUUUUUUUAUUUUAGUCAAAGGUUAUUUAAAUGUGUUUCACCUUCCUGUUUGUUUUGACCUCGCACAGCUGGUGUACAAAGCUUGACAAAUGAAUUUGGUUCUUUUCAUUUACUAUUUGACUACGUCAGACUGAAGGGAAACUGUGGGUAGCAUCCAUACCGAACAGCUUUCCUGCUUGAAACAGUUUGUGCGUUAGAGGGUGAAAAAAGUGAACGUGCUCAUGUUGAUGGAGGAAACAAGUUUGUCUAAAUGGUGUUUAUAGUUCUAGUUGACUACCUAACCCAGGGGUGUCCUAUUUGCGGCCCGCAACUUGCUUUUUAUUGGCCCGUGGUAUUUUCUAAAAAUAACAAGAAAACCAAGCAAAAAGGCAAAUGUGACAUGGAAAAGUAGAAAUGUUAAUAUUAACACCACUAAUUGGAAUAUGCUUUGUCACCUACAAAACAAGUAUAUCACUUUCUUUCAACAUAUACAGUAUCACUUUUUAGCUACAUGGGUUGGUUUUAGCCUGUUAACAAAAUUUUAACACAUCAAAAUGGCCCCCCAAAUCCUUUUGAUUAUUCAGUUUGCGGCCCUCGCUGGGGAAAGUUGGGACACCCCGGACCUAACCAGUUUAGAUGGUGCAGAUUUGUUACAUUCUCUUUGCCGCUGGUAUAGUUUUAUUUCUGGUAGACACGUUUGCACAGAUGGAUUUUUUUUUUAUUUUUAUUUUUACAUUCACAUUUUGUACUUUUGUAAAUGUAAAAAAACGUAGUUGUGUGUAGUUUCAAGUAACCUGCAAAAUAAGCUAAAAAAAAAAAGGAAAAAAGAAACCUGUUACUUUUUAGUUUUAUGUCCACAUAAUCAAGACAGGCGUUACAUGAAAUCUUUGUAUCGGGUAUAGAUUUUUAUGCACUUCCAGGAAAGGGUUUUAUACGCUUCUUCCUUCCAUAGAUUAGUUUGUGUAUGUGCACAUGGAUGUAACAUUUAUGUAGUCACACUUUUUCUAGCUUUAGUAUUCUGCAUAUCAUUUGAAAUGUUCCUCUAUUUCAGUGCUUUGUAUAUAUGUGUGGAUGCUGGGGGGGGUGGGGUGUUCUGUGAUCUCAGGUACUGUUCUGUCCACAUAAAUACACCAUUGACUAUGUGUGCGCCCUUUCACUUAUUAAAUGGUGAAACUUUUUUUUUUUUACAUCAGAUUUAUUUAACAAAGGAAAGAAAAAAGAAACAACCCCAGCGCCACACCACUCCAGCUUCACAACACCCGAAGAGAUAAAAAUCCACACAAAAUAAUCGAAAAGAGAAGACGCAUACACCACUAAAAAACAAACAUUAAUGAUAUCACAACAAUAAUAACCAUAAUAAUGACUGAUAUUUUUUCCUUUCAUAGCAUUAAAUCAACAGUAACAUGCAAAAAACCCCACAAAACUACACAAAAAUAAAUUACAACAAUGUUACUGUCUUAUUACCAUCUACACCAUUACUAUAACUACCACUAAUAACAAUAUUAACCAUGACAGUCCCAGUGGCGUAUGCUUGCAUUCCAUCUCAUAACCCCAGCAAACUCUCCAGAGCACCAGACUGUAGCCAUCAUUCAUUCAUU
Molecule: messenger RNA, 3361 nt
Organism: Dunckerocampus dactyliophorus (ringed pipefish)
Lineage: Eukaryota; Metazoa; Chordata; Actinopteri; Syngnathiformes; Syngnathidae
Product: protein FAM117A-like
Exons: 9
Coding region: 400-1596 (398 amino acids)
Source: RefSeq, a predicted model, not a curated record